AUGUACAUAUCAGUACCUGAGCCAGAAGCCGCGCGCACCCACCCCCCCCCCCCCCCCCCCCAUCGGCGGUCUCCCCACAGCUCGCACCCGCAACUCCGAGACGGUCUCGAUCGCCCUCCCCGUGUAUCGGGCGUCUCCGACCCUGCCGUUUCAUCCAUCACAAAGGAGAGCAUUGCGCAAGCACACAUGCCAACUCAUCUCCCCGCACUUACCAGGGCCCUCUUUGGAUUACACUUACUACUACGCUCUGUUCAACCCGGUCCCCCCUUUACUUUGCUUUGUUUCCACUGCCCAGCCAGUACUGCCAGCGUGUCCACCCUUUCUCCGGCGUGA
Bipolaris zeicola 26-R-13 is the source of this 333-nucleotide messenger RNA. RefSeq lists its product as uncharacterized. Bases 1 to 333 code for a protein of 110 amino acids. The transcript has a single exon. Lineage: Eukaryota; Fungi; Ascomycota; Dothideomycetes; Pleosporales; Pleosporaceae. The record is from RefSeq and is a predicted model, not a curated record.